Oppiella nova is the source of this 522-nucleotide messenger RNA. Lineage: Eukaryota; Metazoa; Arthropoda; Arachnida; Sarcoptiformes; Oppiidae. The record is from the annotation of a GenBank genome assembly.
AUGUCUCGACAGAAGCCAAACGUUUUGAUCGCCGGAACGCCCGGAACCGGAAAGACAUGUAUUUGUAGGCAAGUUGUCAAACACUUACCACACCUGCAGGUCAUCGAUGUCUCGCACUUCGCCAAAAGCAACGAUUGCAUUGAAUCACAUGAUAAUGAGUUGGACACAGACAUCAUCGACGAGGAUAUGCUGGACAACAAGCUCUCGCCGGUCAUCGCUGAAGGCGGUUAUCUCAUUGACUAUCACUCACCCGAUCUGUUCCCCAAAGAGCUCAUUGAUGUGGUAUUCAUAAUCCGAUGCAAUAAUACUCUACUCUACGACCGACUGAAGGCCAGGGGUUAUAACGAGGAGAAGAUCACGACUAACAUCGAGUGCGAGAUCUUCGAGACCAUCGCUGAAGAGGCCGUCGAGUGGUUCGGCGCCGAUGUCUGCCAUCAGUUGGUCAACGAGAAGGACGAAGACUUGGAGACCAAUUGUCAGCGCAUUUGCGAUUGGAUUAACAAAUAUGAGCCCAAAUCAUAG